Messenger RNA from Canis lupus familiaris (dog), 7252 nucleotides. It is a transcript of the gene RBFOX2, whose product is annotated as RNA binding fox-1 homolog 2. Gene Ontology annotation, biological process: nervous system development; regulation of alternative mRNA splicing, via spliceosome. The transcript has 14 exons. Gene Ontology annotation, molecular function: mRNA binding. The record is from RefSeq and is a predicted model, not a curated record. Bases 484 to 1686 code for a protein of 400 amino acids. Lineage: Eukaryota; Metazoa; Chordata; Mammalia; Carnivora; Canidae. Gene Ontology annotation, cellular component: cytoplasm; nucleus.
AGGAGCCUGUGUUCUUUUCCCUGGCUGUGAUUCUUUGCCUCUUGAGUUUUUGGUGGAGUUGUCAGUUUAAAACCAACAGUAAUAGCAAGUCUCUAGUAUAGCUUUCAGUCUGUAACUGAAAGCUUUUUGCUUUUUCCCUGAACAUUUCUCCUGGGUAGUUUUGAAUCUUACUGGGGUGGAAGCCUGGGCUGAACCAAGCUCCAACCUCAUCAUCUGAGCCAGCAUACCUGUCUGGAGCUUUUUGCUUUUUCCCUGAACAUUUCUUCUGGGUAGUUUUGAAUCUUACUGGGGUGGAAGCCUGGGCUGAACCAGGCUCCAACCUCAUCAUCUGAGCCAGCAUACCUAUCUGCAUAGACUGGGAGUCAGCCAAAGAUUUUUUGGUGCUACUUAGUUCCUUUGGACAGGACAGCCAGAGCAAGCAGGGCAAAAGUGUAGACACUUUUGAUACUGUCUUUAUCCAAAGAUUUUUUGUUCCCCUUUGCUAUGUAUGGUGUAUAUUGUAUGGAUUAUCAAUAUCCUGUUGUCCAGGGUAACCAGGAGCCAACAACAACUCCUGACGCAAUGGUUCAGCCUUUUACUACCAUCCCGUUUCCACCACCUCCACAGAAUGGAAUUCCCACAGAAUAUGGAGUGCCACACACUCAGGACUAUGCCGGCCAGACCAGUGAGCAUAACCUGACACUCUACGGAAGUACGCAAGCCCACGGGGAGCAGAGUAGCAACUCACCCAGCACACAAAACGGAUCUCUCACGACGGAAGGGGGAGCACAGACAGAUGGCCAGCAGUCACAGACACAAAGUAGUGAGAACUCAGAGAGCAAAUCCACCCCUAAACGGCUGCAUGUCUCUAAUAUUCCCUUCCGCUUCCGGGACCCUGACCUCCGACAGAUGUUUGGGCAGUUUGGCAAAAUCCUAGAUGUAGAAAUUAUCUUUAAUGAACGUGGCUCUAAGGGAUUCGGGUUCGUAACUUUCGAGAAUAGUGCUGAUGCAGACAGGGCCAGGGAGAAAUUACACGGCACCGUGGUAGAGGGCCGUAAAAUCGAGGUGAAUAAUGCUACAGCACGUGUAAUGACCAAUAAGAAGAUGGUCACACCAUAUGCAAAUGGUUGGAAAUUAAGCCCCGUAGUUGGAGCUGUAUAUGGCCCUGAGUUAUAUGCAGCAUCCAGCUUUCAAGCAGACGUGUCCCUAGGCAAUGAUGCAGCAGUGCCCCUAUCAGGAAGAGGGGGUAUUAACACUUACAUUCCUUUAAUCAGUCUCCCUUUAGUUCCUGGCUUCCCUUACCCGACUGCAGCCACCACGGCAGCCGCUUUCAGAGGAGCCCAUCUGAGGGGCAGAGGGCGGACGGUAUAUGGUGCAGUCCGAGCGGUACCUCCAACAGCCAUUCCCGCCUAUCCAGGUGUGGUUUACCAGGACGGAUUUUACGGUGCUGACCUCUAUAUAGAAUCUGCAAACUGCUUCAGAUCCAACAGGGCGGAUACGCAGCCUACAGAUACGCACAGCCCGCUACUGCAACCGCGGCCACAGCCGCCGCCGCUGCCGCUGCCGCCUACAGCGACGGUUAUGGCAGGGUGUACACAGCCGACCCCUACCAUGCCCUUGCCCCUGCCGCUAGCUAUGGAGUUGGCGCUGUGGCGAGUUUAUACCGAGGUGGCUACAGCCGAUUUGCCCCCUACUGAAGUGACGUGAGACCCUGCAAAUGGGACCGCCCCCCAGUUCAUGAGGCCUGGCUAUUGCAAUAUUUACUAGUAGAGGAACUCUAUAGCAAGAUGAAGAGGAAAAACAAACAAAAAAAAAAAACAAAAAAAACAAAAAAAAAGAGAGAAUACUUUUUUAUACCUCACUAUGUUCUUUGAAUAUGUAUUUUUCCUUUACAUUUCUGCCUUUAAUUCUUUUGUUCCAAAGAUUGUGCAUUUUUUCUUUUUUUUUUCUUUUUUUUUAACUGUGGUAAAAAAAAAAAAAAAUAAUGCAUUUCCAUGUCUGUAUGUCCGUGCUUAGCUUAUUCUGUCAAUCACGGAAGAGGCAGUUACUGAGGAAGGGGAGACCUUAGGAGCUGAUGAAUGCAUGCGAUCAGAAAUCAGACAGAGCUACCAAAGUGUAUCGGGUGCUGAGUGGCUGGGGAUGAGCAGAAGUGGAGGAAAUCUUUCUGCGACAGGAUAUUCUUCUGAGUUUCUGGUCUUUGGCAGGCAAUUCUGAUUGGCUGUGGCUGGAAUCCACAUGCUGAUAGAUGAUAGGAAUUUGUGCUUGCGAAGCAGGAGGAUUAAAAAGACACUUUCCUCUCCUCUUCCCUCCUGUCUUCAUUCUUUUUACAAUCUUCUUACCUGCACAGCCUGAGACAGUUGGCAUGGUUUUUGGAAUUAUAGUAUUAAUAUUUCCAAACAUGCUCUCAGACUGUGGAUAAUAAACACCUCAUUAGGAAACAGAUCUCAGAAUGAACUCUGGAGUAUGAAAAAGAUCAUUCUUUUCUUUCCUGAGAUCUCAGCAUUCCUCCUGGGCUUCCUCCCCUUUCUCUGAACCACAGCUUAGCUCAUCUGUCCUUCUACGAACUCCCUGCUCCCAAGUCCUCAAGAGUCAGGAAUUUAGGACCCAGGGACAGGAGAAUAAAUAGCAACCAGCUUUUCUGGCUUGAGGGUUAGAAGUACAAAGUGUUGGGAGCCAGUAAAGGAGUAAGGAAGAAAAAAAGGAUGUUGGAUGAUGUCUGGCAGGGCUCUGAUUGAUAUUCCUGUGAUUUCUCUUGCAUCAGGAGGUCAGUACAAGGUAAACAUAUCAAGAGUGUUGGCAAAAGGUAAAACACCCAAUCCUGGGCGGCUGUCCCUGGAAGUUUGUGGUGAUUGUAAGGGGGCACGUAAGGGCAGGCAGAGGCACUUUGUACUAAAUAGCUCCAAAGCCAUAGGAAUUUCCAUCUUCCGGAGCAUUCUGUGAGCCACUUCUCUGUCCACGGUCUUGAGCUCUCCUGACUGCUCCGCCCGGCUUCUGGUUAUCCUCCAAAGACACCCAACCAAGCACGUAACCACUUGGCAUACAUGAACACUACAGGACAUAAAACCCAGAGCCCCUGAGGCUUCUCUCCGCCCAUAGUGGAAGAAAGGUGUGACCUGGCAAGGAUCUCCUAUGUUGCCAGAAAGAGUCAUGUGGCCACAGGAGUGAGUCCCUGCUGUUGCUCCCCAGCUUUGCUUUUAUACAUCUUAAGGUAGGGGAGAAAGUGUUUCUCUUCUAGCUAUUAGCUGUUAAUGAUAAAGGCAAGGGUCCUGCAGCAUUUCCAAAAUGAAGGCAUUAGAAAACAGAAAAGCACGGUCCGUUUGGCUCCCUGGUCUAUUCACAUUGGUACUAGGGUGACUUCUCACCCGAGGGAUAGCUGCUAAAGGGAGUAAUUCAGAGACAUGGAGCUUCCGGUUUGUUAUGGGUUUGUUUUCCGUUUGUUUUGGGUUUUUUUUUUGGGGGGGGGGGUUGGUUGUUUUUUUUGUUUUUUGUUUUUUUUUACUCCUGCCUCCACACAUGUUCUUGACUGAUAACUGAUUCAUGUCCCUGAAUUAAAAUGACUGACAUAUGACAGCAUCAAGCAUUCUUUGUAAGCAGAGUGAUCUAUCCGGGAGGGACUGGCCUGUUGUGUAAAAUACAUAUCUCCCCCCCCCCCCACCCCCGGGGAGCCCUCUCUCUCCUGAUGAUGGAGAGAGAGGCUGUCCCUGAAACGAGGGGAGACAUCAAGGACAUCAAGGAAGCUAGAGGCCUCGAUGCAAUCUUAUUGAUUCUGGGGAGGAAUGCAUGGAAUAGGGGACACCAAAAUACCCAGGGCCAUUGGCCUUUGUUAAGGGUUUGCCUCCCCAAGCCAAAGUUUGGUUCGUUGCUGUUAAGACAAUUUUUGUUGUAUGUAUAUAAAUAUUUUAGUUAGAGGAAGGGGUAUGGGAUCUGGGGCUUUCACAGUUCUAGGGAAUGGGGGCAGGGAGGAUUUUUUUCCUUUUCUUUCUUUUUGUUUCGAGAGAGAGCUUUUAUUCACUAAAGAAAUGGAGAAAUUUCAUGUCAUGUUCAAAUAGGGGCCAUUCACAGAAAUGGCAAGGCACUGCUCAAUGGAGACAAGGCCAAAUUUUAAAUGGUUGUGUCUGUAGCAGGGGAGGAGGUUAGGAGAAUGAGUAAUUUCCUCUUCUUUUUUCCAAGAAAAAGACAAGGAUGGUGGGAAAGGUAGAGAAGGCAGCUCCCACUGCCCUUGUAAAAGAGGCAGAAGCUUGAGCUUGGGCUACCUCUACUGCAUUUCAGUUCAGCUGGUUCUGGCUGAGGACUCCAUAGGCAAGCUCUUUGCAUUCUGCUGCAUGUCCAGGGAUGGUUGUAAUACGGCUUCCUCCAGCUCCCUUUUCUCAGGAAGGCUAAGUAGACUUCUGCUUUUGCUCAAGGGCCUCUGCUCUUCGGCGUCAGCACUGAGAAUUGGAGCUCUCGUGAGCAUCUAGAUGAGAUCGUGUCAGCCUUCCCAUCACCUUUGAACUUUCAGACUCUGUACAGCCAGCUUCAUCAGAGGCAGGUUCCUCAAAGCACCGGUGCUUGUCUGCUCUUGGCUCUGGUUCCCAUUGGACUAAGAAACAGAGUCGGAAGAGAGUUUGGCCUCUGUGGGUUCGUUAGAGGAUGCUGGUUGAUGAUUCCAAAAAAUCACUGAUCUGAAUCACAGCACGUGAAUGAUAUUGACAGCUUUACUGUAGCUCAUGACAUGGGCUUCUGUACUUAGCGUCUUACUCCUAGAAGCCAGGCUCCUUUAAGGAGACCACUAGUGAGAACCUUUAUCUCCUAUCCUUCUCUCAGCCCCGAGAGCUGCCCUUAGGUCUGGUCUGGAAUCCCAUGCGUUCCAUGUUUCAGCUCCCAAGAACCCGGGUCAGCCGUGGUGACUCACCGGCUUUAAGGCUCUCAGGUUUUACCCAGCUUCCCAUCACCACCGUCCUCUGACAACCACAGGUGGGAUUGAGCCAAUAUUAUUUUUGUCCUCAAAAAAGAAGGGGACUGGGGCUCAUCUCUGUUUAAGGGGAGCUAGUGCAGAUUAUUCAGUAGAAACCAGUGGUAGCAGCUUUUCCUCAAAAGUCUAAUUGCUCAGGGGCUGAAGUGCUCUGUAGGUUACCGUUCCUAGUGAUAUAGCAGAGAAGUAGGUGAGCACCACCCUCAUCACCAGUCACUUAGCUUCCCAAUGGGGGAGAGGUGGCAACUCGGGAUUGAAGCCACCCCGAGGCUCUGCCAGAAGGGCUUCAUAACUGCCCCCUCUUCCCUCAGACGGGAGAACAGGGCCGAGCCGGGGCCCCUCUGGAAGGCACACCGGCCAGGAGCGGGGAGGGAAACUGCUUGUGCCCUCUCCCUCACUAACUCCAGCCUCCUGCUGCUUGCAACCUCUAGCACAGUAACAUUUGCAGAAUUGCAGAUUUUUUUUUCCCCAGAUGAUAGGAAGAAAGGGACUUUGGGGGGUGGGGAAGGGGUAGUGGUGUUUUAAAAAGCAUAAGUUACCUGUUUGCACUGUUUUAAGAUAGGAAAAAAGAAUAGUGGGCAAGGUGAACAUCAGACGUAAAUUUGUGUAUUUUUAUUUUGUCAUGCUCUUGAAAGUGUCUGACCAUUUGUAGUAUACACCAGUGAGACUUGAUUCUGUUACAUAGAACACUUUUUUUUUUUUUUUUUUUUGGUAAUGUUACUGUCCAAAAGCCUCUUUCCUCCCUUUCCCUUCUCCUGUGUACUUGCUUCAUACUUGCUUUAUUGAUCAACCAGGCAAUAGCCAUCCAAGAGCUAGAGCGUGAAGCAGAGCCCUUUCCAAGUAGGCUCCGGGUGUCCUAAGCCAGCACGUGCCCUCUGGUUUAGCGAGUGCAGUGGAGUCCCUGGCACCUGUCUUUAAAAUAAGGCUUACAGACCAGACUACGGCAAGUUCUCCAAUUCCUGAAUCAGACGCACUAGGAACGAGGAGCCGAGGGUGGAGGGGAUUCCUCAAGUUAAUCCAAGUUGGCUGUAGUAGCUGUUCUCAUCCAUGUUACCGGAACUGUAGCCAGUUACAGUUUACUCAGGAAAACGGUAGAUCAAUUCAGCCAUGGUAGUGCUGGUUGGCAGGGAUUGGUAACCGAGAGAACUGCUCAUCAGCCAAAACUCAAACCUUGCCUUUAAGGAGACUGCCAGCGGGGGGCUCGGUCUGCUCCGGCUGGCUGGCAGUCACACAUGUGCCAGUGUGGCAGAGGCUCAGUCACACUGGCAAGCAAAAAGGGAUCAUCAAUUCUCUUUCCUCUCCCCCAACCCGCACCCCCACCCCAGUUACCAACGCCAGAUUCCCAGGGGGUACUUGUGUUUUCUGAAUUUUUAAAAAAUGACUUUUGGUUUGGUUUUUCUGGGGACUGAUAAAGUGCUUUAAGCAAUGUCUAUACCCCCAUCGAGACUUCCCCAGCUUAGCCAUUUUCUUGUAUUUUUCUGUUCACAGUAUUUUUGUGUGUGUGUGUGUGCUUGUUUUGGCAGCUCAUUUUGGCUGUAUUAUAUAUCGAGUGAUGAAUUGAUCCUCUUUUUUCCCUAAGGGAUAUGAAUUUUUUUUUCCUUGUGUUUUAAUUCUGCUUGUGAAUAGCUGGAGCAAACCUGGGGCCGACACACGUAAGCUAGGGCUGCAGAGUGCUGACAGGGCCAGUAGUGUUGACUUGUCCCUGACAGGCUGACCUACCUGCGUCUCUGAGCUUUUCAGUCCAAAUCUUUGCAAGGCUAAAAAUGCCACAAAACCUCUCCUCCCCACUCCCCAUGGCAGGGACUGGACCCUCCCAACAUGGAACAUGCAGCUUCUCCUGCCCCCCCUCCCAUUGCCAUGGCAAAACAGGUACCUUUUGGGGCAUGGGGGCAUCACAUGGGAUGCUUGUAUAAUUGACCACCUCGCCUUCUCUCCCCAACCCCACCCCCAGAGUCACUUCCUAGGACACCCGAGCUGCUUGCCCAGGGUCCUGUUUCCCUGCGAUCUCCAGAGAAGCACCCCAGGGCUUUGUGACAGUCUCUAACUCCCUCCCCCUCUCGUUAAGAAUCAUAUUGUAUAGUAGCUUUCAGACCAUACAGUAUUCAUUGGGUUACUCCUAUUAUUAUCAAGUAGCUGGAAUUGUGAAGGUCGGAGUAGUUAGAUCUUUAGCUUUUAUUCCUUAUUUUUUUGUAUUACUAUCCAUGUGUAUAAAUUAUUGAUCAUGUUGCUGGCUUUUAUAAACUCUAAGCGAAGGAGGAGCACUGCCUCUGCCUUUGCAAAUGGUAAUGAAGCACUGUUUUUAAAUAAAAGAGAGAAACACCA